Seminavis robusta is the source of this 2187-nucleotide messenger RNA. The record is from the annotation of a GenBank genome assembly. Lineage: Eukaryota; Bacillariophyta; Bacillariophyceae; Naviculales; Naviculaceae.
AUGAAGUUAUUCUCAACCAUCGUCGAGGCUCUCAAUCACCAUGCCUCGGAGACCCCAGACAAGGUCGUCUUUACUUGGGUCAACGUCAAGUGUGAGGAACAGGACAAGAUGACUUUCAAGCAGCUGGAAGACCAAUCUAAUGCCGUGUCGGCUCGUCUGCUCAAGCUUGGCUGCAAAAAAGGGGAUCGUGUCAUGAUCGCAUAUCCCUUUGGCCUCGAGUUCUUGGCUGGCAUGUUCGGUGCCAUGAAAGUCGGAGUCAUCCCUUGCUCCAUCUACCCACCCAAUCCCAAUCAGCUCAAGACUGAUAUGCCCAAAUUCCGCAGAUUUGCCGAGGAUGCUGGAGCCAAGUAUGCUCUCUCGACUAACAGGUUUGCUACUGCAAUGACUGCAGCCAGUGUCCUCUACAAGACCAGAGUGAAGUGGAUCGGGACAGACAAGCUCAAAGUCAAGAAAUGUAACUCAAACAAACCCACAGAUUAUGAAACCUUCAUGGGAGAGCCAAACGAAAUUUGUUUCAUCCAAUACACCUCGGGAAGCACAGGUCGCCCCAAAGGAGUCAUGGUCCGCCACCACAACCUAGCACAAAAUUGCAGAACCAUUGGCACUGGAUCCCGGAUGACUUCUACUUCAGUGACCGUAUUAUGCGUACCUCAAUACCAUGAUAUGGGAAUUGUGGGUGGUUUCAUGUCCUGCCUGUAUGCUGGUGCCCCCCUUGUCUUGACUUCGCCACUGGACUUCCUAUCAAAACCAAUUAUUUGGUCCGAUAUGAUUGAGACAUAUCAGGCAACCCAUACCUGUGCCCCUAAUUUUGCAUAUGCCUUGCUCCUAAAGCAAUUAAAGAAUGCCAAAAGGACUGUUGACUGGAGUUGUUUGGAGUUUGCCGGGUUUAGUGCUGAACCUACCCAGCAUCGGGUUGUGGAGGAUGUAGCCAAGACUCUAUCAGUCAGGCCAGGAGUUGUUCACAACCUCUAUGGCCUUGCAGAGGCAGUUGUGUGGCUUACUGGGGGGCCAGCCAUGCCAGACUCUAAAGGUCUUGUCUGCUGUGGAAAAGCGGACUCACCAACCAUCAAGCUUCGAAUUGUCCAGGAUGGCAAAGAGGUUGAGGAUGGACAGGUUGGGAGUAUCUGGGCCCAUUCACCUAGCGUGACAGCUGGCUACUAUGGCCAACCUGAGCUUACUACAUCCACCUUUGCCAAUGUCUUACCUGGUUAUGAUGGGACCUGGCUAGACACUGGUGAUUUGGGCAAGAUUGUUGAUGGACAGCUCUAUGUCACUGGAAGGGUCAAAGAUGUCAUCAUUAUCAAUGGCAAAAACUACUACCCAAGUGAUGUGGAGCUGUCUAUCGAUGAUCUCUUUGGUGAUCUUAUCCGUCCAGGCAGGACCACUGCCUUCCAACACGGGGAGGACAGUGUUGGUAUCACAGUCGAAGGCCGCAAGGACUUUGACAAGUCAGCAAAUGAAGAUUUGACAAUCAAGAUUGCCAACCACGUUGCAAAACUCCAUGGGCUGUUUGCCUCAGAGGUUGUUGUCCUCAAGGGCGGUGAGUUCUAUUUGUCAGAAGGAACUCAACAUGAAAUCAGGAGAAGAUCAAAGACACCACUGUUUGGAUCUGUUGAGCUUCCUGAUAUUGAUUUUGGCCAAACAAAUACACUUCCCAGCAAAGCUGUUGAAGCUGUUCAUGCUGUAGAGUGCAAUCCUAACAAGUUGGAUGAUUACUACCCUGAGCUGAAUCUUGAUGAAAUCCCUGAUAUUUGCGAAGCUUGGUCCAAAGGUGUAAAGACAACAGAAGCAAUGAAGACCAUGUGCUCUCAACUUUUGAAACACCUUGAGGACAAGCAACCCACAAUUUGCCAGCUUGCUCACACCCUUAGUGAAAAAGCCGAUUGGAUUUUGAUUGAGGACAGGACAGAUUUUCUUUUUCAGCUUGUGCACCAAGUAUUUGUUCUUCAAUGGGUGACAACCUUCAUGAUGGGUCAUCCUGAGUGCAUGCAACAAAAGUUGCAGAAUGAUGCAGAAUGGGAAAGCACGAGCCAGAGCAUUCUACCAGUUCCAGUGGAACUACAAGAGCUGCUUGGCCUACCGGAGGAAGACCCAAUGCAUGGAACGUGGCCAUUCUUCACAUGGAUGAAAAACAGGUCAGUUCGCACCCUUUUUGAAGCUGAUCCACCAGAGUUUGGGAUCAUGUGA